Molecule: messenger RNA, 1662 nt
Organism: Symbiodinium sp. CCMP2456
Lineage: Eukaryota; Dinophyceae; Suessiales; Symbiodiniaceae
Source: the annotation of a GenBank genome assembly
AUGGCAGCCCGAGAGCGACGCGAGAAACUCCGCGCCGCGCAGCGCGAGAAGGCGGCGGCGCAGCUUGAGAGGCCUCCACGCCGACGAGUGGAGGAGACGACCGCAGAGGAUUCACCAGAGCCGCAGUCGUCCCCGAGGGUUGUUGAGGAAACAGGACCCGAGCCGGUGGAAACAGGUGCCGGGCCGGUUGGGAGCCGCGAGAGUGCUGCAGAAGAACUGCCUGCGCUCGAGGAGCCCGCGCAGCAGACGGAAGAUCGAGCAGAUCAGGAAGCAAAGACUGAGGUGGAGAGGGUGUCCUCGAAGCCCAGCGCCAAAGAACAGCCGGAGGCAAAGACUUCUCCGGUGGAAGCACGGUGGCAGAAGGACGAAGUCCUGGUAGAGACUUCAAAGCCUCAGGAGGAGUCACGAGUUGAAUCAGCCGACGUCGAGCCCAGCAUGCCGCCUAAGCCUGUUGUGGAAGAGGCAGCGAUAGCCGAUGAUGCGUCCCUCAACGUCCAAGACGAGGUGGAGGAUGCCACACAGCGCCGUGCGCGGCUGCGCUCCUCGCGGCGAUCUACGGUUUCAGUUCAGGCACUUCCACGGCGCGGCAGCCGAGCUUCAGAGAAUGCUCGGGAAGAUGCCGAUGCGUCUCAGCGCCGACGUGAAGACCUCAAGGAAGCGUUCGAAGCGAGUCAUCGAGCGCUGCAGAGGCUGACGGCGGAACUCUUCUUGGGUGUUCAAGUGGAUCACUUGACAGGGCGCAGCUUGCGCCUCAGCCCUUCUACUGCCCAACUUGAGGAUCUGCGGGCCGAGCAUCAUGAUGCCUUUCAUCGCAGGCUUCUGAAAAUUGCCACAGCCUGUGCCUUUGACAACAUGGCCGUGAUCGCGCAACAGCGGAGUGCGCAGCAGGAGACGCGGAAGGCGCAGUGGCGCACCUGCGAGGACUUCCGGCAAGAAGCUCGUGCUAAAGAAAUUCUUCAAAGGAGAGGGAGACUGGCAGCCACCCAUGCGCAGGAUGUUUCUUUAGGGUGUGCCGAUGAAGCCGGGGAGUUUGUUCACCAGCUCCAUGUCCUUGAGCAGGAGGUGAGUGCAGAGAAGCGCGCCGAGCUUGAGUCCUGCCAGACCGCUCUUCGUGAGGAAUGUAGGAGCCUGGCAGAGAGCGUUACAGCCUUUCGACUCCUCGCUGAGAGUUUAGCAGUGCCUUCAGCCGAUGGCACGGAGACCCCGCCGAGCCCUCUCACCGGCACCUGGUCGGAGCAGAAACUGGGGCUCGGACUCCGUGGCAACUUUGCAGCUGGCCGACUGGAGCGGUCAUUGGCCACCGCAGCGGGGCGAGAGGGGCCUUGGCCCCCGCAGCUGCCACUGGAAGAGCCGCUGGCGGAAAGGCUCCAAGCCGAAAAGGAGGCUUGGCGACAGGAGUUGGGCUCUGGGUCCGAAAGCUCUGAGCACGAGACAUCGGAGGAAGACGAGGAGUGGCCUGCGCGGGUGGCCGCGGCUAUGGCACUCCUCGACAGGCAUCAGCCCAAACCGGUGAAGGUUCGCAUGGCGGGUCUUCGCCAAUCCGCGAUCGGUGACCAGGACACAUUCAAGCGUCUCGUGGCUGAGAAGUUCGCUGAGGCCAUCAACAUCGAUUCGGAGGAGGUCCGGGUGAAACAUAUCCGUGGCGGGACGCCUCGCGCUUGA